ACCUCUGGAGGCGAACCCACUACACGUGGGUGUAGUGAACACACAUUUACAGUCUGUAUAGACAACAGAAAGUGUGCUUUUAUUUCAGUCAUUCAUUCAAUCAUUUGAUUUUCAAAGUCUUUUUCAAUCAACAAAAAAGACUGAUUCAAUUGCCCCGCGCUUUGAACCCGACGGACAUCCGACCACACAUUCAACAAUCAUGUAUCAAAUGGGAGGAAUGGGAGGCAUGGGAGGCGCCCCUCAAAUACUUGUGUUAGGCCAGAAUAUGAAACGCGAAUUUGGCCGCAAAGUCCAAUUGGAGAACAUCCGGGCGGCCAAAGCCAUUGCCGACGUUAUCCGUACCUGUUUGGGACCGCGAGCUAUGCUUAAGAUGUUAAUGAAUCCAAUGGGCAGUAUUGUGAUGACCAACGACGGCAAUGCCAUACUGCGCGAGAUAACCGUCAAACAUCCGGCGGCCAAAACAAUGAUCGAAAUUAGCCGCACUCAGGACGAAGAAGUUGGCGACGGAACCACUUCGGUAAUCAUAUUGGCCGGCGAACUGUUGACAGUUGCCCAACCUUUUCUCGAACAAAACAUUCAUCCGACUGUCAUCAUCAGUGCCUACAGACAGGCCUUAGAAGAUAUACUGAAUAUUUUGAAGGAAACCGCGCGACCAAUAAAUAUCAAUAAUGACAACGAAGUCGUCGACUUAAUCAAGAGUUGUAUCGGAACCAAGAUUUUCGGCAAAAUGGGUGAGUUUGCCUGCAAUUUGGCACUGAAUGCGGUCAAAACGGUUACCGUCGAAGAGAAUGGUAAAAAAGAGAUUGAUAUCAAAAGGUACGCCAAAGUGGAGAAAGUACCGGGAGGUAUGAUCGAAGAAUCACGAGUUCUGACCGGUAUUAUGCUUAACAAGGAUGUGGUCCACUCAAAGAUGAGAAGACGUAUUGAAAAUCCAAGAAUUUUGUUACUCGACAGCGGUUUGGAGUACAAGAAGGGCGAGAGUCAGACCGAUAUCGAGAUAUCCAAAGACCAAGAUUUUAAUCGUUUGCUUCAAAUCGAAGAAGAAUUCGUCCAAAAGAUGUGUUCGGAUAUUAUUAAGUUUAAACCCGAUUUGGUUAUCACCGAAAAAGGUGUUUCCGAUUUGGCCCAACACUACUUAGUAAAGGCAGACAUAUCGGUGCUCAGGCGUGUGAAGAAAACCGAAAACAAUCGCAUUGCAAAGGCUACCGGAGCUACAAUUGUUAACAGACCAGAUGAGAUCCGUGAGGAAGACAUUGGACUACAGGCCGGUCUGUUUGAAGUCCAGAAGAUUGGUGACGAGUAUUUUACUUUUAUUGUCGACUGUAAGAACCCGAAGGCAUGUACCAUACUAUUACGCGGCGCUUCCAAAGAUAUGUUGAACGAAUUGGAACGCAAUCUUCAGGACGCCAUGUAUGUCGCCCGCAAUAUCUAUAAGGAUCCGUUUAUAUUGACCGGUGGAGGUGCCGUUGAGAUGGCAGUGGGAAAGAUAUUGAACGAAAAGGCCAAAUCGAUAACAGGCGUUCAUCAGUGGCCAUACAAAGCAAUACCGAAAGCGUUGGAAGUGAUUCCGCGAACACUGAUACAAAACUGUGGCGGCGAUACCAUCCGAACGUUGACAGCUUUGCGGGCCAAACACGCGACCACUGCGGCUGACAACAAGUCGUGGGGUAUCGAUGGCGAAACUGGACAACUGAGUGAUAUCUCGCAGCUGGGCGUUUGGGAACCGCUUUCGGUUAAAUCGCAGGUUUACAAGACAGCUGUCGAGACUGCUAUUCUUCUGUUGCGAAUCGAUGACAUUGUUUCGGGAUCGAAGAAGGCGUCAGAUUUGGAAAAAGAGAAACGUAUGGAUCAGGUGAAGACUGCUGAGCCAACCGAAGAGUCGACUAAAGACUGAUUUGAUUUAUUUAAUUUAAUAAUAAUUUUUAUUCACAAUAAUCUUGAUUUUUGUUUCUUUAUAUCUUCUAAUUAAAUGUGUAUUUUAUAAACUAUG
Messenger RNA from Oppia nitens, 1990 nucleotides. RefSeq names its product T-complex protein 1 subunit gamma-like (gene CCT3). Gene Ontology annotation, cellular component: chaperonin-containing T-complex. The transcript has 8 exons. Bases 200 to 1894 code for a protein of 564 amino acids. Lineage: Eukaryota; Metazoa; Arthropoda; Arachnida; Sarcoptiformes; Oppiidae. Gene Ontology annotation, biological process: protein folding. The record is from RefSeq and is a predicted model, not a curated record. Gene Ontology annotation, molecular function: ATP binding; ATP-dependent protein folding chaperone; ATP hydrolysis activity.